CAUUAAACCGGACAUAGUGUCAGAUAUCUAACCAUGCAGCUAGCAUACUUGUAGUGAUACACGUGUGUCUCUCCCCUGCCCUAACCACACACCCCCUCACACACGUGCACGUGUUGGCAAGUCCACCCUCCUCCGCUCUAUGGCGUGUCGUGAGCUGCGUCUACCAGCUGUUGUGAGUGUACUACACGUGGAGCAAGAGGUCACCGGGGACAACACACUAGCACUGGAUAGUGUACUCAAGUGUGACACUGAGAGAGUGCAGCUGCUCGCUAGAGAGGGGGAGCUACUGGCCUCAGGGGACAAGAACACAGCAGCAGGCAGCGCUUCUGAUGAGCUGGCUGAGGUAUACCUUCCACUACAGGAGAUAGACGCUGACAAAGCACCAGCAAGAGCUGGCUGUAUUCUGGCUGGUCUGGGUUUCACUCCACAGAAGAAUGAGAUUUUAUCUGGCCAGGACACUGUUUGCAAGAUAAGCAGUUUUUUAGAGACGGAAGUGCUGACAUUAAUUAAUCUUCUGUUUUCUAGGGGAAGGCGUGAGUGUUUUUUCAGAAUCAGGCCUGUUUUCAGAGCUAUCUUUUAGCUGCCAUAACUUGAAUUCCAUGGAUACAAUUUCAAUGAUUUUCUGAUUUUCUGAAAGCUUAGAAAAAGACUUGUCAUCAAAGUUUAUAUUUGAGAGAUAAAAGUAUUUGCCAAUUUGGCCAUACCAUGAAUAAUAGCCCAUGGUUAAAGUGUCUUAAAACCGCUAAUUGCUCGCAGUGCCAAAGCUCACUAAUUUGUGUGUCCUAUGCUGUAGAUGUGGGAACACGGAACCAUCGUCGGUUGUGUGCAGUGUAUUAUAUUCGUACCCCCGGGUUUGAAGUGAUCCAUGGACUACUGGACCGUGUCAUGUAGCUGCUAGAGGUGUCCUUCACCAAAGAUGGCAGUGGAUACUUCCUCAAGGCAGCUGAAGAUGAGGGUUGCAUAAGCACAGCUGUGUAUGUGUGUUAGGGACUUGUGAAGGAACUACUGUAUAUGCAUUCAGUCCAGUUUGUUGGGAAUAAAUGGCCUUGAGGUUUUUUGAAGUGUAUGUGUUGGGAAGAUUAUUUUGUCAGAAAAUUAAUUCCUACAACUACACUUGCUCACUGCCCACACUUCUGCACUGCUUGUGUUUACCGCCCCCUCCCCUGCACACACACUCUACCUAUUUCCCGGGCCAUUGUGCAGAGGUGUGUUUACGUGGGAAGGUGAUCGGGAAACUGGGCGUGCUCCAUCCCGGUGUGUCUGUUGUUCAGCUCUAGUGUGUGUGAGACUGGGAGGUGUGUCUGGUGCAGCUGUUCUCACGGCCUCCUCCAACCAGUACCUGCCCUCCGUACUCUCCAGGGAGAACCUAUCUCCUCAGUUGCUUAGAGGCUUUGUCGAUGAUGUCACCAUUUUCUUAGCCACCCUCCAGACAUGUUACACACUCCAUCAGCCUCUAAACCAAGUGCUGGAAUACACGUCGUCCCUCCUCAUCACCUUGAUUUCUCCAUCGCCCCCGGCAACAACUGGAUGUUGGAGGUGGGUAGAGACUAGUCUCGCAAGCAGACUUGUCCUAGAGUUCCUUCACAGCCAGGAAAAUAUACGAGGUGUUACCCGCCCACUAUGAUGUGGACAAAUCUGAUUGGCACUGCCAACAUUCUGGCAGGGGUCCACGGAAUUGCUGCAAUAGUUACCAGACGUUCCCUCCCUCCCACGUCUGCUCGCGAGACUAGGUAGAGACUACGCCAUCACUGUGAAUGUGUUUGACAAAAUGAACCACAAGAUUAUCAUCACUGAGAAUCUCUUGUGCCUGCCGAGCCUGUUUCCAUGACGAUAUGACCAGUGAUGGUCAUAUGCCAGACUGCCCUCUAUUGACUCAGACCAACAAUCACAAUAUUCAGUUUCCUGUGCAGAGUAUUGCAAUAUAGUGUACGUGUUGAUGGACUCUAUAGUUGCUUUGAGUGACCUCGCGUCUGUUGUCAAGCUUAUAAGUACAAUUAUGCAUUGAAAAUGUCAGUUUUCUAGCACUGAAUAAUUCAUUGAUUGUUGUCAGGUUUAAC
This is a messenger RNA of Halichondria panicea, 2057 nucleotides long. RefSeq names its product ATP-binding cassette sub-family F member 3-like. Gene Ontology annotation, molecular function: ATP binding. The transcript has 8 exons. The record is from RefSeq and is a predicted model, not a curated record. The coding region runs from base 140 to 580 and encodes 146 amino acids. NCBI's taxonomy places the organism in Eukaryota, Metazoa, Porifera, Demospongiae, Suberitida, Halichondriidae.